Molecule: messenger RNA, 1312 nt
Organism: Raphanus sativus (radish)
Lineage: Eukaryota; Viridiplantae; Streptophyta; Magnoliopsida; Brassicales; Brassicaceae
Product: E3 ubiquitin-protein ligase SGR9, amyloplastic
Exons: 1
Coding region: 184-1065 (293 amino acids)
Biological process (GO): protein ubiquitination
Cellular component (GO): cytoplasm
Molecular function (GO): ubiquitin protein ligase activity
Source: RefSeq, a predicted model, not a curated record
GUCUCUUUUGUACCACACCCUUUUGUUUUUUCCCUAAUAGAAAAAUCACAAUAGUUUUUAUUAUUACCACUACCAAACUCCCAAUGACUUACUUAAUACAUGUAUAUAAGCAAAGAUUCAUCAAAAGGUUAAAAGUGUAAUGAGAAGUGAGAAAACGAAGCGCGCACACACACAAGAUCCAAUAUGGAAGAAGAAAGCACCACGAUCAUCAUGACGUCACUCUCUACUCUUUCUCCUUCACACCUCACGAGUCUUACUCACACCAUUCUUUCUAUCUCCCACCACCAUCGCCGUCGUCUCACCUCAGUCCUCUCCUCUCCGACGCUUUUCUCCCUCACUCUCCGCCACCUCCUUUCUCUCUCCCUUCCUCAGAAAACCCUCCUCAUCGCUACUCACCUCCUUUCUCUUCUCCACCCUCUCCUACUCCACCGCAACCACCACCACUCUCUCCCUUCCUCUGCUGCCUUUAUGAAGCUCCGGGACCUCGACGCGGUUGUGCUUCUCCUCUUUCUCUGCGAAACGCACCAGCUAGAUCCAGAUGUUCUAGAAGCUUCAGCUGAUAACUGGCGGGAAAUCCUCGGCGCUAUGUGCUCUGACACUAUGUUAAACAGUAUAUCCGGUCUAUGGACAUGCGACGCCGGAAUCCUGAUGCCUUACAUAGAAACCCUAGUUAGAUGCAAAAGAUUCGUCGACAUAAUGGGAGGCUACAACCACCUUCGUCGUCUAAGAGGAGAGAAAGAAGGAUAUGAGAUCCCAGCUGCUAGAGCGGCUGUGGUGGCGCUACGUGCGGUUGAGGUGUCUAACGCAACCGGUUUGAAUUCCGGAGAAGUAGAAUGCGUGAUAUGCAAGGAAGAGAUGAGCGAAGGAAGAGAUGUUUGUGAAAUGCCAUGUCAGCAUUUGUUCCACUGGAAGUGUAUCUUGCCAUGGCUUAGCAAGAGGAACACGUGUCCUUUCUGUAGGUUUCAGCUUCCCACCGACGAUGUCUUCUCCGAGAUCCAACGUCUAUGGGAGAUCCUCGUCAAGACCACUGAGUUACACGUGACUCACGUGUUAUCAAACACGUGAGUAAUACACGUGUAUGAAACGUGCAUAUCGUUAUCUAUAAUAGAUGUGUCGAGUACUAUAAUCAAAUAGGAAUGUUUGGACCGUUUCGAUCUAUAGAAUUUAUGUUAGUUUUUUUUUUCUUUUUGAUAAGGACACAUGUGGUUUUAUUAUACUCAUGACAACAUUUCUUGUUAUAAAUUGCGACAACGACGAAUUUCGUAUGUUAAAACAAUGUUUUCUUUUGUUAUCUUUCAUAUAUUAUGUAGCA